AUGGCGCACUGCGAUGGGCUGGUGCUGCUGCCUAGCGGCAGCACGGUGCACGUGGUUAACCCGGCCACUCGGCGCACCCUGACGCUUCCCCCGACCCGGACGACCCCUCCCGACGUCGGGCCCGUCGUCAACCGCUUCGCCCCAGGUGCUCAGGCGUUCGGUCUUGGCCAGGACCCUCGCUUCAACGCUUACAAGGUUGCCCGCUUCUACACUUAUCUGGACGUGCGCGCCCCGGCUACCCACUACUAUACUGCCAAGAUGGGGGUGUUCACCAUAGGGACGGACCUUUGUUGGCGUGACACCGCGGCCGCACCGCCGCAUCACCAGGUCAUGCCACAUCGAACGGCGACCUUCUUCAGGGGCUCCUUGUUGUGGACCGUCGUGCAGGGGGGUCUCCACGAGACACCACUCGCUCCAAGCUUUGUCCGCUUCAGGUUAGAGGACGAGUCUUUCAGCAUUGUACCGGCGCCUCCUUGCACCCCGAGGUUUAACUACAAGUCGUCCAGAUUAAGCGAGCUCCACGGGGAGCUGUGUGUAUGCGCGCGGGCAGCGUCCGAUUUCGGUGUUCUUGAGAUGUGGACGAUGUGCGGUGAUCUCGACGAUGGUUCCCAUCCGCCACACUGGGAUCUGCGUCGUGUCAUCAGGGGGCCCUUUUCGUUUCGAUCUUGUAUGCCCAUGACCGCGACCCCUGAUGUCGUGAUGUUCCAUUUUGCAACAUACUACCUCUACAACUACGAUCUCCAAAGUCCGAUCAAUAAUGAUCUGAUUGAGAUGAAGCGCUUGAGAAAAUUAUAG
Molecule: messenger RNA, 795 nt
Organism: Aegilops tauschii subsp. strangulata
Lineage: Eukaryota; Viridiplantae; Streptophyta; Magnoliopsida; Poales; Poaceae
Source: RefSeq, a predicted model, not a curated record